Messenger RNA from Sphaerodactylus townsendi, 4678 nucleotides. It is a transcript of the gene TSC22D2, whose product is annotated as TSC22 domain family member 2. Lineage: Eukaryota; Metazoa; Chordata; Lepidosauria; Squamata; Sphaerodactylidae. The record is from RefSeq and is a predicted model, not a curated record. The coding region runs from base 936 to 3263 and encodes 775 amino acids. Gene Ontology annotation, biological process: regulation of transcription by RNA polymerase II. The transcript is spliced from 4 exons.
AGGUAGUCGACGUCACCGCGCCACGGCGUAAGGAGCGGGGCUCCUGUCUGGGCCGCCCCGCUGCCGCAGUAGCAGCUCGGCUGUAGUUCCCAAGCUGCCUCGCGGCUCCAUUUGAGCCCCAUCUUGAGCGAGGGGAGUGAGCAGUUUGAAUAUCGGCUCGAGAGCGGAGCGCGCGCGGAGCGUAAAAGGGGUCCGGCCCACUCCGCCUCGCCCCCCACCCCACCCGGCGGCGCGACUUGGUCGGGGGAGAGCCGCGGCGACGAGGGCCGCCCGCCUGAGGGGGCCGCUGUGAGCCGGGCGCGCUCCGUUCUCCCCGAACAAGAUGCGGAUCUCCAGGUAGAGAGCGAAGGCAGGGCGGGCGGCCUGCGCAGGCUUCGUCCCGGCUCGCCGGCUGCCACCGCCGCCCAUCUCCGGCCCUCGACUGACUGAGUGACUGGCGAGCAGCCUCGGGCCUUCUCAGGGACCCCGCGUCUCGCCGGAAGCCCCGCGGAGCGGCUUGACUGACAGCGCCACCCCGGCCUCGACUCCGAGGGAGGAACCGCAGCCGCGGAGGGGGGAAAAGCGCUCCGCUGAGGGAAAAGAAGGAGAAGAGGAGGAGGAGGAGGCGGCGGCCCGCCCAGGGGCCCGUCGCUUCGCUGAGGGGGAGGAAGAGGAGGAGUCCUGCCGCCGCCGCCCCCUUCCUCGCCUCUCUCCCCCUCGCCAACCCCGGGCCUGCUGAGCCGGGGCCGUGUGGUGAGGCCGGGGCCGGAGGAAUGUGCGAGCCUGCCGGCGUCUACGCGCUAGACAGAGCGUGAUCUCCUUCCCCUCCGCCAGGCCCGGCUCGUGUGACCGGCUCGGACUUUUCCCCUUUGCCGGCGGCCGCCGCGAGGGCAGGUGGGCGGCACCCCCUACUCCGCUCGCUCGCUCGGCUCCCUCCCUCCCCCCUCCUUUGCACCAUGUCCAAGAUGCCGGCCAAGAAGAAGAGCUGCUUCCAGAUCACCAGCGUGACCACGGCCCAGGUGGCCAGCAGCAUCACCGAGGACACGGAGAGCCUGGACGACCCGGACGAAUCCCGCACCGAAGACGUCUCUUCCGAGAUCUUCGACGUGUCCCGCGCCACAGACUACGGGCCCGAGGAGGUCUGUGAGCGCAGCUCCUCCGAGGAGACUCUCAACAACGUGGCCGAUGCCGAGACUCCCGGGACGAUCUCUCCCAACCUGCUUCUGGAUGGGCAAGUAGCUGCCGCCGCCGCCGCGGCCUCUGGGGGUGGACACUCGCUGCCUCCUGCUGCUCCGGCAGCCAACGGAGGAGCUAUUCCCAGGAGCACCGCGGUGCCCCCAGCGGCUGCCGCCCAAGCCUCCUCAGGGGCGGCAGGAGGCAGCAGCGCGCAAGCUUUGGCUGGCCCUGGAGCCGUGCCUCUAACCGCUGCCGCCUGCAGCUCCCGCUUUAGGGUGAUCAAGUUGGACCACGGUAGUGGCGAGCCCUACAGACGGGGGCGAUGGACGUGUAUGGAAUACUAUGACCGGGACUUGGAUGGGGGGGCCGUUUUAGCCCGAACUGGGGAUUGCAUUAGACACAACAGUACGUUUGAACAGGCUGUUCAAGAUAGAGACAGUGGCUUAGGUGCCACCGGGGGCUCGCUGAUAGUCUCAGGUGUGGCGACGUCGUCGGCACAUGGCCCUGACUCCCUGGCUGACAGCUCUCUUGCUGCUGUGUCACAGCUACUCCAGCCAGAGAAAAUAAACCAGCCCUCUCUGCAGCAACCUAAUUUUGUCAUUGGGCAGCAGCCCAUAGGCGGGGCUGCGCUUCACAGUAGUGCUCAGUCGAUGUAUUCAGGGGCUACGGCGGCAAGCCAGCAAAUGAUGGGGCCUCCGCUGCAGCCUCCAGUAAACACACAGGGCAUGGGACAGGCUGUGCCCAAUGGGAAAGGCAUGCCACCUUCGAAUGUAGCAAUAGUCCAGACGAGUUUGCCCGUGCCGCAACAGCAGGUACAGCAAGUGAACGCACCAGUGACUCAGACACAGCAAUUUGCUUAUCCUCAGACACAGAUUCAACCAGUGCAUCUGGUGCCAUCUCAGACAACUGGCCAACCAGAAUAUAUUCAACAUAUGACAGUAAUUCAGUCUCAAGGAACUACUCAGCAGGCUGCUUCAGGCUCUAUUCCAAGCACUGGAGCUUCCAGUCUUCCAGCAGCACAAGUAGCUGGUCAGAAUCCCUCACCUCUAGGAGUGCCAGUGAUGGGAGUUUCUUCACAAGCUGGUGAAACAGUCGGACAGGGAUCCGGGCUAAUGCAGAGUGGCCUGACAACUCCGCUUCAGACUGUCAUUCCGCAGCAAGGAGGUGUGGUGCAGCCAAGCAUUGGACAUACAGGAGUUGUGCAACAGAAAUCAAUGACUCAGCAGCAAAUGGGUGGAAACAAUCAAGUGUCUGGUGCUCCUCAUGGCAUAGUCUCUGGAGUUCAAAAUAUGCCUGCAGCUGUGCCAGGUACUAGUGUGCCUAGUGUGUCUACAACUUCUGUUACUAUGCCAAAUGUCCCUGUUACUAUAGCCCAGUCCCAGCUGACCAGCCAUACAUCUGUCAGCAGGAGUUCCAGUGUUGUCCAGCAGCACAUCAGCCUCCCUCUGAUCCAAGGCACGACCAAUAUACCUACAAACCUGCCACAAUCUAACAUUGGACAAUUUCAGACUCAACCUUUAGGCCAGAUUGAUGAUACUAGAAGAAAAUCUGAACCCCUACCUCAACCACCACUUUCUCUCAUUGCUGAAAACAAACCUCUUGUGAAGCCACCUAUUCCAGACACUUUAACAAACCCUCUUAACUUACCUGCAACUACUCCUAUGAACAGUCUUGCCAGCUCUGUCUUUGGCAUAUCUAUUCCUGUUGAUGGUGAUGAAGACAGGAAUCCUUCAGCUACUUUCUACCAAGUGUUCCAUUCAAACAAGUUGCGGGAGUCAAAGAAUCUCUGGGAUAGUGCAUCUGGUGCGAGUGUUGUAGCCAUUGACAACAAAAUAGAACAGGCAAUGGAUCUGGUGAAAAGCCAUUUGAUGUAUGCAGUCAGAGAAGAAGUGGAAGUACUGAAGGAACAAAUAAAAGAAUUAGUUGAAAGAAACUCUUUACUUGAACGAGAAAAUGCACUGUUAAAAUCUCUCUCAAACAAUGAUCAGUUAUCCCAACUCUCAACCCAACAGGCCAACCCUAGUAGCACUUCUCAACAGCAAACAGUGAUAGCACAGCCUCCGCAGCCAACGCAACCUCCACAGCAGCCGAAUGUCUCCUCAGCGUAAAGCUCUCUUGCCUCGAAACUGAAAGCAAUCUGUCCUUGCGUGCCACUGGUGUUCUUUCCACUUUAUAUGAAAGCAAGUAGCCAUGCUUCAGUUGUGUGUUUUGGCCUUUUCAGUAUUAGACAAUCAUUCUACAAGAUCUUUCCCUCACUGAGAUGUCAUACUGCACAGUUGGCGUCCAAUUAUGCCAUCAGUGCACGACGGGGAACGGUAGAAGGAGUUCUUAAUGCAAAAGUCUGCAUUUAUUUGGUGCGCGUGAGUGGGGUCUUUAAGAGCUUUGGCGAGGCUCUUCGAGGUUUCCAUUACUCAUGGAUUGCUUUGAGCCUGGCUUUUUCCACCUAGUAACAACUCAUCUUUAGAGCCACUGUUCUUUCAAUUACAGAUAACAUUUGCCUACAUUAGUUUCAUUUAUUUGUGUUUUAUUUAUUACAGGGCUGCUAUUCAUAAUGUACAUGAACAAUGUCACAGAACUUUUAAUUUUUUUUAAAUAAAUGUAAGUAUCAGUAAAAAAAAUGAUAGACAGGAUUGAGUUUAAUAGAAAAAAAAUGUUUAGGCAAUAAUUGAACAAAAGAAUCCUGGCAUAUUUCUAACACUAAUGGCAAUUUACCUUUUGGUAUUUAUUUUCAGUAGUGAAGACCCAGCUUGAAUGUAAAUUUUUGUAUAGUGUAAGUAUGAAGACCAUAGUGCAUCUGUACAGGUAGUCACCAGUCAUUGUGAUAUAAUAAUUGAUGGGCUAUUUUGAUGAAGAAAACUUUGCUCAUUUCUGUUUCUACUUUCUAAUAGAGAAAUUGCCAUGACUCCUCUGCUUUUUGACAUUUCGUAUAAUUUUUUUUUUCGGGUGGGAAUAAAAAAAAAGCUGUGAAAUUGUUCAACCUACUUUGUAACCAAAGAAGCAAAGCUGUGUAAUUGAGUUUUUUAUUUUAUAAUGCACAUUCUUUAUGUAUUUUUAUUUAGUGUUCUCAUUCACAUUUUUUCUUUGCUGUCUAGCAUGAUCUGCAUGACCUAUAAUCUUUGAACCACUUUCGUACCUCAUGUUUUAUCCAGCACUCUUAUUGUGAUAUGUAAUAGUCUGUGAACAAUGUCAAAUAAAAAGAAAGAACAGCUAGUGUUGGUGGAGCUGAGCUGGUGUGUUAUGCACUAGUUUAAAAAAAAAUGAAGUGAGCCAUCUUUUGUUCAUUUAAAAUGGUGUUUUGAAUUUCGUAUGCAGAAAACGUUUUGUUACAUUGCAGAUUUUAAUGUAUUUAAUAAAUGCAACAUGCAGAUUAAGUGCAGUGUAUACUGAGUAUUUAAAUUAAAAUGUACAUUUCAUAAAUACAGUUUCAAGAGACCAUCAUUUGUGUAUAUUAACGUAGUAUGUCAGAAAUUGAUGUACAAUAUAUUUUAACACUUUCUGAAAUUAAACUGCAGUUUUGUUGAAA